Messenger RNA from Aspergillus pseudonomiae, 1162 nucleotides. RefSeq lists its product as uncharacterized. The record is from RefSeq and is a predicted model, not a curated record. Lineage: Eukaryota; Fungi; Ascomycota; Eurotiomycetes; Eurotiales; Aspergillaceae. Bases 510 to 737 code for a protein of 75 amino acids. The transcript is spliced from 2 exons.
AGGAGGAAUAUGAUCCUUGCAGGAUCAAGUAGAUGAACGAUCUGAUAGAUUGCAGAAUAGAAAGGCCUCGAAGCAGUGUGAAUAUAUAAGCUAAGCUGUUCAGGUUAUUCACUGUGUUGUAUUCAAUCCUAUCAGCGAGCUAUGAAAGCGUUCUUGAGUGGUUUGUGGUUGAAUGUGAACUAUUCACGUCUUCUACUUUUACUACAUACUACGGCUGCCGCUCACGACAUGUUUUUCUACUAUAACCCUACUACGGCGAGGCCUAUUACACUCGCUGAUACUACAUUGCAGGUUAUAUGCCCCACUGGUGAGAGAGACCAAACUAAAAUGCUAUGAUUCUGAAACUGCAUAACAACUAAGAUGACCCUAAGCAACUUGGAUUCUGAGCGGCCCUUCUCCCUACUCGCAGUCUAUCAUCAGGCAACGUCUGUUGGGCCUGCGGAACCUCAAGCCCGCACGUCGCCCAUGUUGUAGCCAAAGAAGAUGGCCAGAUCCCUCUAUAGUCUGAGAUGUCUUUGAUCAACUUCUCCUUGGUGUCGGCCGACAAUGGUAGAGCGUUGUGCCAUGCAGAAUUUGACCGGUCUGGUGAGCCGGGAUUUCUGUUCCUUUCUAUAGAUAUCCCAUUCUUUAUAAAUUUCGAACUACGAGAUCAAAGGAGGAGAGCAGCGGAAGAAAUACAUGGCAGGAAGGUUAACACAAAGUACGUACAAAGGGUAUCAUCCGCCAACGGAGGCUAGCGGACGGUUCUACCGAAGGCCUUUACAAGCCCACAUUUUUGAAGCAUUACCUGCUGAAUGGGAGAGUCUCCCCAGAACAACUUGGACUGUUAGAAAAUAAGAAGUGGCAUAGCGCCCCCAUGGCAAGUCUGCGGCGAGCCAUUUCAGCGCUAGGCAGUGGACGCGUUUGUACUCUUGACGAAACUAUAGUGGAUUGUUUACAAAGGCUACGGGACCUCUAUUUUCGAGCACAGCCAUUGAGACCCGGUAUCAUAAACACCCCUUUGAAUGACCGCAUUAUACUACCCACCAAGUCUGCGAGCGGUAUGCUAGCAUCCUUGCCGGCAGUGAGAUAGGGUGGGGAUAACUAAGAGUAAAGGUGGAGCCGCGCACGGAUGUUUGGAUCGUGACUACGGCUGAAGUUCUCGGCAUGAACAAUCCUAUGG